AUGGGUACUCCCGACGAAGAGCUAGGGAAUAUUAUGACCGAACAGCUUGCCUCUCGUCUCCAAUCACCUCCAGCAGAAUCCUCACUGCAACAUGAAGUGCACCGUGAAGAUUCAACUUCUCACCCUAAACCUGAAAAACAGAAAGGUUUAGAGAGCCUAGAUGACACUCAUAAUAAGAAGCCGGAAUCCCACGAAGUAAAGAUCCAUGUUGAUGAACCUUUACAUCAUCAGCAUCAUCCAGAUGGCUUCGCAUUGGCACCGGAACCUGAGGCUAAACUCACAGAACAUCUACCGGAGGAGGAAGAUUUCCCCGUACUUGCUUCGGAUGAAAUUGACCCAAGCUCUGCGGCAUUGCAACCUGCUGUAUCCCCUCCCUUUGAACAUAAACACCAUGACCACAUACAAGAUACUGAAUCUUCCCAGCAAAUGGAACUACCACGCCCUACAGGUUCUGGGAACAAAGGUCUUGAAAGUAACCCUAGGGAUCAGGAUGAAAGUGAAUCUGUGCCUGUAAAGCAUACCAAAGAAUACGAACCCCUAUUCCAUGAUGAUGACAACGAAAGACGUCUAUCUCCGGAGCAGCGCUUCAAGUCACCAGUCAGCCACACGCAGAGGUUUCCUAGUAAGGAUAUCUGGGAAGAUGCUCCCAGUAGUGCCCAGCUUCAUGCAACUGUGUCAACUCCAGAUAUACCCAAACGGCCUAAGAAGGAUGGAUCAGAACAUGAGGCUCUAUUUGAGACACCUGAACAGGAACAAGAAAGGGUGCGAGAAGCAGAUAAGAUGCUGGAAAAAUCUGGCUUGGAGGAGCCUCCUGCUCAUCUAGAGGGAUCUCGAUCGGAAGAGGAGGGUCCAAAACAGCGUUUUCCUAGCAAAGAUGUCUGGGAAGAAGCCCCCGAAAGUCAACAGCUCACUACUGCCGUGGAAGCACCAGCAGACUCCGAGAAAUCAGAAAAGCCAGAAAAGCCAUCAUUGCCUUCACUACCACCCAGACCUUCAAGGCAACCCGAUAGAUCUUCCACAGAGGAACAGGGGGAUAUAUCACCAACGAAGACUCAAACCACCAGUCCAACUGAACUAAAGAAGCGGCCAUCAAUCCCUGAUAGGCCAAAGCCACAGGUUCCCCAGAGACCUACAAGGAAGAAGGGCCAAGAAUCAGGUGAACCGUUGUCAAAAACUAUAUCUGGAGAAAAUGCAGAUGAUGCAGCCCCCCCUGCUACAAAAUCCAAGCCAGCACUUCCUCCCCGGGCAGUUGGCUCGAAGAUUGCAGCCUUGAAAGCAGGGUUCCUUUCUGAUCUAGAUAGCCGUCUUAAACUCGGUCCACCAGCUCCCAAACCGAAGGAAACGGAGAAAGAGGAAGAGAAGCCAGCAGAGAAAGGCCCACUCAGUGACGCCCGCAAGGGAAGGGCUAGAGGGCCACCAAGAAGAAAACCUGCUGCCAAGUCUACUCCGGCAGUAGCAGAGACUGAGAAGCCACAAACUCCAGAAAUCAAACUUGCUGAUCCAUGGAAUGUUUGGUCAAUCGGUCCUGACGGGGAGGUGAACGUCCCGGGCAGUCAGCAGGGUAAAUCCCCUUCUGAGCCCAAUGAUAUCCAGUCAGAAUCUCCCUUUGCACCUCCCCCCACGAAAGCAACUGUGUCACCUCCCGAAGACCUGGAGAGCCAAGCACCCCCGCCAUCCAGCAUUGACAAGGCUGUGGAAUCCGCGGUUUUCUCUCAGGCUGCAGAAGCUGAAGGCGACCACGCUCCUUCUGAAGUGACACGUUCACCGCCACAGCCAGCCGCGGAGGAACCCCUUUCUUCCGAUCUAGUAUCCAGCGAACACUUGGAGGAGCCUGAAGCUCCAGCUGAGGCAGAAACUGAUACAAGGGGAUCUGGUGAGAGUAAUGCCAAGUCAGAACCUUAUUCUGGAUUGAGAGCAUCUGGAGAAGCUCUAAAUGCCGCUGGUAUAAUGGAUAAACUAAAGAGACCCAGCUUUGAGGAGGCUUGUGUGCCAACAGUUGAAGCCGAAGUCGAGCGAACAUCAAUGGCUGAGUCCAGAGGCGAGGGCGAAGAUGCGAAGCCCAUCGAGAAACAAUAA
Trichophyton verrucosum HKI 0517 is the source of this 2076-nucleotide messenger RNA. RefSeq lists its product as uncharacterized. The coding region runs from base 1 to 2076 and encodes 691 amino acids. The transcript has a single exon. Lineage: Eukaryota; Fungi; Ascomycota; Eurotiomycetes; Onygenales; Arthrodermataceae. The record is from RefSeq and is a predicted model, not a curated record.